AUGGCCGGAUCAAAUCUGUGCCCCUUCGGCCUCAAGCUCUUCCACAAGGUAGAGAGGGACUUCUACGGCCGUCUGGUGCAGCAACUCCGGCAGGACAGGGAGCGAAUGAAGCUGGUCAUGGCGCUGUGGCUCUGGUUCGAGUCGAUCGGGCACCACGACUUCAUCAGCCGGGUCUCCUCCGUGCACGACGCCAACGUCGUGCUCGGCUUCGUCGCGGAGGCCGAGGCCUGCCUCGGCCGCCUCCUCGUCGGCGACGGAGGGAGGGGUGGGGAUGGCGACGAUGGGAUCCCGCUCACGGCCUCGCUCAUGGCCCCCGAGGAGAUGGACCUGCGAUUCUUCGACUACCACCGCCAGCACGCCGUGAAGGGCAUCCAUCAUUUCUUCCACAACGUUUGUCAGGUCAUACUCGACGACGUCGGCGGCGGCGGCGGCGGCGCGAGCGCGGUGCAAGGUGCGCCGUCGUCCCCGGCGCCGCCGCUGAACCCGAUGGCCAAGCCUUGGUCGCCGGAUCAGGCCAACCAAACAGCAGAGGACCAGAGGUCCAUGUUCAUCACGUUCUCGAGGGGGCACCCGAUCUCCAGAGAGGACAUUGUCGAAUUCUUCAGCGCGAACUACGGGCCGUGCCUGGAGACGGUGAUGAUCGAAAAAGCGCAGGCAGGGCAGCUGCCGAUGUACGGGCGGUUGGUGUUCCGGAGCGCUUCGAUGAUCGCGAUGGUUUUGAACGGGCAACAGACGGCCAAGUUGUUGAUCAAAGGCAAGCAUCUAUGGGCCAGAAUGUACAUCCCUCGGCAUCCGGUUCCAUGA
Messenger RNA from Zingiber officinale, 804 nucleotides. RefSeq lists its product as uncharacterized. Bases 1 to 804 code for a protein of 267 amino acids. The record is from RefSeq and is a predicted model, not a curated record. NCBI's taxonomy places the organism in Eukaryota, Viridiplantae, Streptophyta, Magnoliopsida, Zingiberales, Zingiberaceae. The transcript has 2 exons.